Molecule: messenger RNA, 4044 nt
Organism: Pogona vitticeps (central bearded dragon)
Lineage: Eukaryota; Metazoa; Chordata; Lepidosauria; Squamata; Agamidae
Source: RefSeq, a predicted model, not a curated record
UAGUAUUAAUUAUAAUUUUUAAAAAGAUGGUAACAUUCUUGCAAAACUGUUCAGAUAUUUUCAUACCGGCAAACGCAGCAGUAAAGUUUUAAUAAUGUUUUUUUAAUAAAGGAACUGAUUACAAGCAAGCAAUUACUUGCAACAAGUUAUUUUCAAGCCCUGCCCAGAUCUAGCACUCUUUCAACCAUCUGCCCAUCCCUUGGUGUCCCAUUCUGCUUUUUCCUGAGCGCCACAGGGCCAACUUCCAAGUUUUCCUUCAGCAUCUUCCCCGCUCAGUUUAUUUCCUGCCGCCAAGGACACGUUGUUCCUAGAAAAUGACACCUUUGCCCUGCCCAGGGCACCUUCGAGAGCGAAAGCUGUUUUUUUCCCCCCGCAAAGAUGCAAGACAGAGGCGACGGGCUGCGGGACAGAAAGCGGCCUCAGCCGUCACUGUGACCGCCGUUUGCAUGACCUCCGCCUUCCCUUUGUUGCCUCAGGGGAAUACAUUUUCUCCGCCCUGUUUUGUAGGACGGACACCACCGUCUGUCUGUUGGGAGACGGCUGCCCUUGUCUCUCCCCCUUGCCCUGGAGUGGCAAAGAGUCGCCGUCGGUCUCUCCGCUGCGUCACCAUCGCUGGGCUUUUGCCGUCUGGCUGAAGGUGGCUUCUCGCCGCCGCGUGUCUGGGGUUUGGGUCGAGGCCGUAUCCAUGGCAACCUCAAGGGCGGGGGGGGGCAGAGAGGAAGUGAGCUCAGUCUCUUCUCCCGGCGGUCAGAUCGAGAACGGAAACCACGUCCGGCUGAGGUUCGGGUCUAGCAACGGUUGCCGGGAAGCUCGCGGAAGGAUCCUUACCACCACCACCACCACCCCACCGCCGGGCCCCCUGACGCCGGGAGCCAUGGUCUUCAGGGUCUGGCUGCUCUAUCUCUCUCUCUCCUUGCCGCCGGUGAGUGCGGAGGGAGGCUCCGGCCGGCCUUGGGAGCGCAGAGAAGCUGCUCCGACCUCAUCAGCCCUUCUGGGCAAGGAACACAACCAGGGGUUGCAGUCUGUCCGGGCCCUCUCGAGCAGGUAUUGGAACCUCCUGGCCUGCCAGCUGUGGUCGGAGGCCUGUGAGGGAGAGGAGGAGAAGGAGGACGAGGAGAACGAGGUCGUGGCGGCGGCAGCGGCGGCCAUGGCGGUGGAGGAGCGGAAGGAGGAAGCCGGCGGCAGCAGGGUCGUCUUGGAGCAGCCAGGGGAUCCAGUGUGGCUCGCAACAGGGUGGAGUUUUCCCAUCAUGAAGGAAAUCCUCUCCAGCUGGUAUUGUAGUUUUGGCACAUGCUGUGCAACAAGAGACUGCAAAGUGACCAAUAACAUCACAGGGUUGGAUCUGGACUUGAGUAGGCGACUUCAUGGACAACACUUGGUAAAACUGGUUGUUGUGAAAGCUAUUCAAGUUUUCCUGGAGACAUCAGAGCCAAAGAAAGCAUUGGUCCUUUCCUUCCAUGGCUGGUCUGGCACAGGCAAGAACUUUGUGGCCCGGAUAAUAGCAGAACAUCUUUACCGGGAUGGUCUGAAGAGUGAAUGUGUCAAAAUCUAUAUCUCUCUAUUUCACUUCCCCCACUUCAGAUAUGUGGACAUGUAUAAGGUCCAGCUAGCAAAAGAGAUCAGUGAGACAGUACAGCUUUGUAUGCAGUCAUUGUUCAUCUUUGAUGAGGCAGAGAAGCUUCACACUGGCCUCCUUGAUGCAUUAAAACCUUACAUGGAUCACUAUGAUAACACUGACAGGAUGAAUUACCGGAGGUCCAUCUUCUUAUUCCUCAGUAACACUGGUGGCAAUAUCAUCAAUGAGGUGGCUUUAGACUUCUGGAGAGCUGGUCGCAACAGAGAAGAAAUCACCAUGGAAUAUUUAGAACCAUACCUGCGAUCAGAGCUGAUGGUGGCUGCAGAUGAGGGCCCUGCUCAAAACCACAUUCUAGAAGACAACCUCAUAGACCUACUGGUGCCUUUCCUGCCCUUGGAGUAUCGGCAUGUAAAACUUUGUGCUCGGGAUGCUUUUCUAGCCCGGGGCCUUCCAUUCAAUGAAGAGGCAUUGGAUGAAGUUGCAAGGAUGAUGGUGUUUGUCCCUAAAGAAGAGAAACUAUUCUCUGCCCAAGGCUGCAAGACUGUCUCCCAGCGUAUAAACUAUUUCCUUCCUUGAUGUCAAAGGGCUGCAUACCUUUGUGUCCUUUCUUGUGCUAUGACUGGAUAGUAAUUUCUCUACCAGUUGGGGGCUCUUGCAUCAGUAGGAAGUGAAAAAAUGAAAAUCUAUGAUAAUGAUAAUCUUAGAACUGGAAGGUACCCUAUGGAUCAUUGAGUCCAGCCCCUCUUAUGGAGGCACAGUGGAGAGUCCAAAUCCCAACCUCUGGCUCCACAACCAGAUGUUUGAACUACUAUCCCGCAGUAUUAGUGUUUACAGAAGAACUUGCUUCAGGAAAAAUGAAGGUAUUGUGAAUAAACAUGUUGCUGAAAUCUACAUUAAUGGUGCUACUGAAGAGGCACUUACUAUAUGCCAUGCUAGAAGAUUAUAAAUAGUACCUUUGGGAUACUUGUACUUACACGUAGCCCUGAGUGGAUGAUCUAGGGAAGAAGCACUCCAGCUGCAAAAGAACUGAAAUAGUUUGAAAAUGUGACUUCCUGCUCUACUCCAUGGUAUACCUGAAUAAGGAACUAAAAUGUUUAUUUGCAAGAUGAUGCUCUAUUUCCUGUUUCAGAAUGCUUAUACAGAAAUCCGGCUUGGAUGAGGAGGUAUUGUGCUCCCAAUGUGGACAGGUAUGGGUUUAGCCUUUUUAAAAAAAAUAUAUUGAAGACUCAUCUUUUAAGUGACCUGUGGACACUGCUGAUUGUACAGUGUGGAGAAUUGUGGAAAACAGCAUGGAAGAUUGUGGAAAACUAUGGCCACUCAGUGUCUUUCAAGUUGUUUCUGUCACAAAGAAUGCAUACCUGCAAUUCUUGAUUAUAAUUGUAGGAAACCUAAUUCAGAGAAGUCAUGUUGGUGCACUUAGUGUGUGGGUGGAGUUAAAUGAUAAAUGCCAAAAUUGCAGGACCCAGUGCAAUACACUUCCAGCCUGUCACUGAACUUGAGCGACAGGUCUGCAAUAAAAACAAGCACUGUUUGCAUGUGCCUCUGUUUAAUAGUAUUGCAAAUCCGUACCUUGGAAAAUAUAAACUAAAACCUGGCAGUUUGCUGGUACUCUUGGCACACGAAAUGCAGAUGACCCCAAACUUAGCAUUCCUAUCUGGAUCAUUUCUUUUGACACAUUUGGCUCAAAUGUAGAGAUAACAUAGCCAGAUAUUAGUCAGAAGAUCUUGCUGUUUGUCCUUCCCUAGAUGUGGGUACAGUGUUUGCUUGGAGGCUGCACACUGGCCUGAACUGAGCAGUUAUUUUCAGGAUGUCAAGUAAUGAGCAUAGUUCAAGCUCCCACCCUCCCCCAUUCCUUCAUGAACAUAUCCAAUUAAGUACAUUGUAGUAAUUAUAUGAGCAGGGCAACAGUGGUGGUUUUUUUGUUCAAAGCACAUACCGAGCAAUUGGAAAUCAUGCAACUCAAAUUGAAGAAGAGAUUUUAAAAAUGUUGUCUUUGGGGGUGAUUGAAGAAUCAUCUUUCCCGUGGGCUUCGACAUUGGUUCUGGUCCCUAAAAAGAACGCACUAGGCGAAAUUCUCGAAGUGAGAUUUUGUGUAGAUUACAGAAAGUUAAACAGUGUCACAGUUACAGAUCCAUACCCAUUACCCAGAAUGGAUGAUUUAAUUGAACGCCUUUCACAGGCUAAGUUUAUCAGCAUAAUUGAUCUCAAAAAUGCGUAUUGGCAACUCGAUUUGGCAGAGGAAUCUCGAGAUAAGACUGCUUUUAUCACUCACGUGGGAACUUUUCAUUUCUGAAGGUUACCAUUUGGGUUAAAGAAUGCAGGUGCUUCUUUCCAAAGAAUGAUUGACAAACUGUUACAGGGGUUACCGUUUGCUAGUGCUUAUCUCGAUGAUGUAGCAAUUUUCAGUUCGGAUUUUAACUCUCACAUGGCUCACAUCGAAACUGUUUUGUCAAGGAUCCAUCAAGCUG